UCCCGUUCACCAUUUUUGGGCAUUGGCCCGCCUUUUUGUCGAUGCGGCCAAAAUAAAACAAGAGUGUAUGAAGCCGACUGCUCUGACCCAGCGUGUGUGUGGCAGAGUGUGUGCCUGAAUGGGUGGGUGUGCCGACAGCAGCUGACAGAGGUGAUUUCAUCUGAUUCUUCAGUUUUAAAAGAUAAAAACGUUUCAGAAUCCGGAUAUUCACAAAGAACAGCGAUGCCCUGUGUACAAGCCCAGUAUGCAUCUCUGCCCUAUGACAACUUCUUCAGCUCUGAGCUCUUAAAUCCUGACCUCAGUGCCAAACUGGCGAUGGAAAUCUCUGGCCAAAAGGACCAGCUGUCAUCAUCCUCACUGCCUAGCAUCAACACUUUGAUGGGAAAUGGUUACAUUGGGGAGUUUGAUGCUUACUCCUGCAAGGUUACCACUUCCCCUCCUGCCUCUGCAGCUUCAUACAGCCAUGCUGCUGCAGCUGAAAGCCCCAACCCACAGAUGCAGAACCAAGCCUUCAAGCUGGAUGAUCUUCAAGUGUAUGGCUGCUACCCAGGAUCCUUUUCUCUCAGCUGUCUCGAAGAAACACACUCAUCGUGUGGAUCCGAUUAUUAUGGAAGUCCCAUCUAUGGCGCUGGUUCUCCUCCAACACCAGGCUUUCAGACCGAGUCUGCAGCUGUCUGGGAUUCCCCUUUCAGCCCCUUCCCCCCAGCACUCCCCUCCUCUGUUGGGAAGGCCGCCAUGGCGCAGCAGUUUUCAUUUUUUACCUUCAGCAAUGCACAGGAGCAGCACUCUCCUUUGGGUCAACAUCAGGAUCCACCAUCCUGUCAGGAAGAUGGCUUCUUUCAUCUCUCACAACAUCAGCAUGUCUCCCCACUUCACUGCCCCCCCCUGUCCCUGGACCAUGGACGGCUGGAGAGCCCGAGAGCGCUGGAGGAGGCUAUGAUGUCUCAGAAAACCCCCAGCCUUGGAUCCAGUGAGGGUCGCUGUGCAGUUUGUGGUGACAACGCGUCUUGCCAGCACUAUGGAGUUCGUACCUGUGAGGGAUGCAAAGGUUUCUUCAAGCGAACUGUGCAGAAAAAUGCAAAGUAUGUGUGCCUCGCCAAUAAAGACUGCCCGGUGGAUAAGAGGAGGAGAAACCGAUGCCAGUUCUGCCGUUUCCAGAAGUGUCUUGCAGUUGGAAUGGUCAAAGAAGUUGUUCGCACAGACAGCCUCAAAGGUCGCAGGGGUCGCCUACCGUCUAAACCCAAGACCACGGUUGAGACUUCGACAACGACUCCCAGCGUGAACCUCAUCGCUUCUCUCAUCAGGGCUCAUUUGGACUCUGACCCGGGCAUCGAAAAGCUCGACUACUCCAAGUAUCAGGAGAGGUCAGACGGUCUGAAAGAAAAGGAGGACGCCGGCGACAUCCAGCAGUUCUACGACCUGCUGACCGGUGCCUUGGAUGUCAUAAGAAACUGGGCUCAGACCAUCCCAGGUUUCACGGACUUCUGUGCCGAGGACCAGGAGCUUCUUCUCGAGUCUGCCUUUGUGGAGCUCUUUAUUCUUCGUGUUGCGUACAGGUCGAAACCAGAGAAGAACAAGCUGAUCUUCUGCAACGGCCUGGUCCUCCACCGGCAGCAGUGCGCCAACAGCUUUGGUGGCUGGAUCGACUCCAUCAUGGAUUUCUCACAGAGCCUUCAUCGCAUGAACUUAGACAUCUCUCUGUUCGCCUGUCUUUCGGCAUUUGUCAUCAUCACCGAUCGCCAUGGCCUGAAGGAGCCCAAAAGAGUAGAGGACUUUCAGAGCAACCUCAUCAGCUGCUUAAGGGAACACAUGAGUGGAAUUGGAUCAGAAGUGACACGGACGCAACCCAACUACCUGUCUCGUCUGCUGGGCAAGCUCCCAGAGCUGAGGACUCUGUGCACUCAGGGCCGGCAGCGCAUCUUUUACUUGAAACUGGAAGACUUGGUUCCUCCUCCUCCGAUUGUGGAAAAAAUCUUUAUGGAUACACUUCCUUUUUAAAAUAAAAACUGGGAUGUGUGUGACAAGGAGGCGAGAUGGCAGCAUUAAGAAGAACGGUUGUCCACAUCAGACACUGACUGGUGGGCUACCAUGCAUGAUAUUCUCUAAGAGACCAUCAUUUUUUUUACUAUUGCAUUUUGAAAGUGAAUAUGACACGUUUCAUGGCACUAUAAGGGAUCGACAUCAGUGCCGAGACUAUAUCAGUAUAUUUUUAGUAUGUUUUCUGUGAUUUGUAAAUUUACUUUGUUGCUACGGUAGACGUGUUAGCGUUAUUGUGUUCUGCAGCUUUUAAGACGGCAAUGCGGUGCUCCAGCGUACUCAGAAACACUAAUUUCUUAAGAGACUGCUUCACGAUCCCACUCUGAAACUUUAAAACUUUAGCUUUAGCACAGAUAUAUUUCCUUAUACAUUUCAUAAAUUAUAAUUCUUUUUGUGCUUUCUCGGAAGGUCUUGGACCAAAAUUGAGCAAAGUUUUUAUUUUGAUACAGUCAUAUAUGAACCUUCUCGCCUUAAGCUAAAUAAAAAGGUCUGUGCUGCCUUUUUGGAGCAGCUUGUUGGUAAACUCCUUCACAGUGGCUGCAACAUGUUUGUGCUUCAACAGUGAAACUAGAUGAUGUUCAGGAUAUAAAUACAAAGUGCCUUUAUAAGCCUUUAACCUCUAACUAACAUUAUGUGCCCCCCCUCGUUCACGACAGACAUAAAAUAAAAUGAGUAUUGUACAACACCCUCCACAAUUAUUGGCACCUUAAGAUCUGUAGAAAAGCCUGAAAUUAUCAUUGCAGUUUGUGACCUCAAGAUGCAUUUCUUUGUUAAGCUUCUUUAAGAUGAACACUCAUCUGUCUUUCUUGA
This is a messenger RNA of Poecilia reticulata (guppy), 2847 nucleotides long. RefSeq names its product putative nuclear hormone receptor HR38. Gene Ontology annotation, molecular function: nuclear glucocorticoid receptor binding; zinc ion binding; nuclear receptor activity. Lineage: Eukaryota; Metazoa; Chordata; Actinopteri; Cyprinodontiformes; Poeciliidae. The record is from RefSeq and is a predicted model, not a curated record. Gene Ontology annotation, cellular component: transcription regulator complex; nucleus. Gene Ontology annotation, biological process: cellular response to corticotropin-releasing hormone stimulus; regulation of transcription by RNA polymerase II.